Molecule: messenger RNA, 2617 nt
Organism: Botrytis cinerea B05.10
Lineage: Eukaryota; Fungi; Ascomycota; Leotiomycetes; Helotiales; Sclerotiniaceae
Exons: 4
Coding region: 662-937 (91 amino acids)
Molecular function (GO): LPPG:FO 2-phospho-L-lactate transferase activity
Source: RefSeq, a predicted model, not a curated record
GGCUUUGAAAAUAUAAUAUAUGUAGUUAUAUGAAUUGGAAACGAUCAAUUGUAUGGGAUCUCAAGUCUCACUCUUGUCAUAUCAUUCACACACACUUUUAUCGGUGGAUAGAAUUCGAUAUCCUUACCAGCCUGCCACAUGUUGAUAUACGAAUAGACGAGCUAUCAUACCUCGAGUAGUACCACACGUACUAACAUACGAACUGCUUGCUAUGCGGGCUAACUAUGCAAUUGAUCUGAGGUCACUUAAGUAUUUGACAAAGUCAGGUAGGCGCGACUCCCUUCCCAGUUCUUUUGUUGAUAUCACAAUUGCAAACUCUCCCAUCAUCUAUCUCACCCAUUUGCUCCCUUCUCAAAAUUUCUAUUUAACACUGCCACUCAACAUAUCUAUUCAUCGCCAGGGACUAGUAAACCACACCGUGCCCUAACAUCUGUUCACUCAGUCCUCACCAUCUCUAAGCCCUUCAUUUCUAAGAACAAAAUCACAACGUGGCCCGAAAUCUGUUCAUUCAAUUCCUAUCUCCAUUUCUGACUCACUCCAUUCCAAUUUCUCGCAAUGAUAAAAUGAAGGCUUCUUCCUUUUCCAAUUCCAAAAAUUGAAUAUUGCAACCUAGAUCUUGAAUAUCCAUACACCACCAGAAAUCAAGUCUCAAGCCUCAAUCAUGAAUCGUCGUAUCGUUAUAUUUUCAGGCGGAAGUGCCGCCAACAGUCUCGUUGAUAUUUUUGGGAAAGUUGCGGAAGAAAAGGGAUGUUCUCUGAGUUAUGUCAUCCCGAUUAGUGAUAACGGAGGCUCUUCCUCUGAACUUAUUCGGGUAUUUGGUGGCCCUGGUAUCGGUGAUGUGAGAAGUAUGUUACUAUCUCAUAUAUCUCGGGUUAGACGCGUCUCGAUCUACCUUCAGGAGCAGUUGGUUCUCUGUCAAACUCUUUUCGAGUCUUGAUGAAGACCCCUAAUCUAAGAGGACGGUUUCGGUCACGUGAUGUAAUAAGGCCCAGCCUGCCUCGAGCCGUUGUGCUAUCAAGCGGACAAACUUAUGAUACUACCAAGCGGUUGAGCCCAUGAAAAUUACAAUCAUGUAGGCUUGUCCGACUCAUCCCCGAAGAUUCCACUGGCGCCAACCCCGAAAGAUCUGCUCUAAGCACCUUCUUCAACCAUCGUCUGGACCCCUCUCCCCAAGAAGCCAAACAUGAAUGGCUAGCCAUAGUUGAGGGUCACUCUCCUUUGUGGAGUGAUAUCACCUCUGCCAAGCGUGAACUAAUUCGUUCCUUCCUCAACACCAUAAACCUCGAGAUUGUCAAGCGAGCUCGUCCCACCUCUGUUUUUAAUUUUCAAUCAGCUUCUGUAGGCAACUUGUUCUUAACGGGUGCUCGUAUUUUUACGGGAAGUUUGGAAGCGGCGAUUUAUCUUUUAUCAAGUAUCACCGGUGUGAGAGAUAACGUUGAGGUUAUCCCGGCAAUCAAUAGUAAUUUUUCAUAUCAUAUCUCUGCAGGAUUACGAGACGGUACAAUAAUUGUCGGGCAAAAUAACAUCUCUCAUCCCAUAGCCCCAACCUUUGUCCCUACGCAGCCCGUCUCUCCCGCAACCUUUCACAAGCGUCAAUCCAUCGACCUUCUAUACCAUGACCGUAUCGAAGACGCCAAUCUCCCCGGCUCCCUUCCCACCCUUCGCAAACAAAACAUACUCUUUCAAAAAUCUCACACUGAGGAGCUCUCCUCCGCCAUCGAACGAAUUUGGUACAUCAACCCCUAUGGCCAAGAAAUUCGUCCCACGCCCAAUACCAAGGUUCUCUCUGCUCUCCAGGACGCUAGUUGCGUAAUUUAUAGUAUUGGAUCUCUAUAUACUUCUAUUCUCCCUUGCUUGAUAUUAAGGGAUGUAGGACCUGCAAUUGCGGAUCCGAAGAUUAAAUUCAAAGUACUUAUUUUGAAUGGAUGUCUGGAUCGUGAGACGCCAGGAUAUACGGCGAAAGAUUUCAUCGAGGCGAUAGUUCACGGGUGCACUGGGAAUGGAAAGGAAGAGCAUGAUCACGAACACGAACAUAGUGAAAAGGUAAAAGAACAAGACUGGAAAAAAUACAUCACGCAUGUAGUAUAUUUAGAAGGCCCAGGUACACCGGUGGUAGAUAAAGCGGAGCUCAAGAGAUUAGGUAUUGAAGCUGUGAGAGUCUAUGGACGAAGAUCGGAAUCUGGGAGAGAGGGACAGGGCGUAAUAUUGAAGAAUCCAAUUAUUGAUGCAGUGAAGAGUGAGGAUGUGGGGAAUGCAAAUGGAAAUGGAGUAAGAGAAGAUAUUGUGAGGGCAAUAGAUAAAGAUGAUAGUUCGGGAAUGAGGUACGAUGGGGCUGGGCUGGGACAGGCGUUGAAUGCUAUUUUGGGAGGCAAACCGGAGAAGUCGAGGAGAUAUACCUUUAUCGGUUAAUUUCUUAUUGAAUAGCCAGUAUCUCGUUAAUACUGUUUUUGGGGGCAAUUCUUUUCUGAGAGUUGAUUGCGGAUAGAUUGGAGAUGGAUUGUGUCUUAUUCCCAUGCCACGAAAUUGUACCUUAAAACCUGGAAAGAUAUCUUUACGUUUCUCAUCUACCAAGCAUCAAAGUAUUAAGUACAAACACCAAAUUUAAUUUGCGUAACCA